Colletotrichum spaethianum is the source of this 1425-nucleotide messenger RNA. RefSeq lists its product as uncharacterized. The transcript has 2 exons. The record is from RefSeq and is a predicted model, not a curated record. Bases 1 to 1425 code for a protein of 474 amino acids. NCBI's taxonomy places the organism in Eukaryota, Fungi, Ascomycota, Sordariomycetes, Glomerellales, Glomerellaceae.
AUGGCGCAUCGAGACAUGGAAAUCAUGCCAUGGGAGUGUCGUGACGUUGAGGACCAGGCCGAAGCUCACUACAAUCAUCCGCUUCGAUCCAAGAACAAGGCGCUUGCCGACGAGAAUGCGAGACUGAAGAAGCUUCUCCGCGACAACGGCAUCACCUGGUCGCCCAUCUCUGCGGCGUACCAGAAGCAGAACCGCGCUGGUCGACGCACUCGUUCAUCCAUCUGCUCCGAGACUCAUCCGUAUCCGUAUCUGCCAACCGAAGUCUUGCUGCGCAUCCUGAAGUACUCUUUGACGUCCAAGUACUAUAUCAUUGAUCCUCUGUCAAAGCUUAAGCCCGAGAACCUAACCCCUCAGGAGAGAAGUCGCAGCAACCAGAUUGCUAUCCACUUCUUGGCGACAUGCAAGGCCAUGCACGAGGAGGGCAGUCGCAUUCUGUGGAGCCAGAACUCCUUCGCAUUUACAACGCACGAAGCCGUUCGGAACUUUACCGAUCUGGACUUUGCGUACCGCAAGAACAUCAAGCAUAUCGAUUUUCGCAUUAUUGCCCAGUUCUUCGACGAUAAGAAGCGUAAGCACAAGCUGGAGCGAUCUUACCAUCCGGCCCUCAAGAGCGAUAUCACACUGCGGACAAUCCCUCGCAUCAAUGAGCAUACCUACGCCCGCGGUGGCUUCCGCUGCUAUUCUUGGGGUCAGGUGACCGACUUCUUGCGCGCCCUCCGUGCCCCUUACGACCCGAAGCACGACAGGAAGCUUGUUCGCCCGAGGCUCUUCCCGGGACUCGAGUCUCUCAGAAUCGACCUCGUCAAUUUCUUGGACGACUUCCUACCCAUGCCUGGCAGCGAUCUACACGACAUGGCUUCCCACGAGCUGGGUUGCUCACUCAACGAGCUGCAAGUGACUGGCUUGCCCAUAGACGACGCAGGCAGCAAGGCGACCGCUGAGCUCACCGGUCUCUUGCGUGACGAGGGCCUUUUCCUUGCUGGUCUUCCCUCCUUUGUGCAAUUGAAGAAUGCCUUGAAGCCCCUUCCGGGUAUCUCUAGCUGCGCCCGUGUCGUUCGAGCUUGGAAGACGUUGAAGCCAAAGAAGGGCAGCGAUGGUUCCUCUGCGGACGACAUUGACUCGGAUUCGGAGUCUGAUUUGGGCCAUCACCAUCCCCGCGAACCCAUCAUGCCGCCUGCUCCUCAGGAGAACGGCCAUCCCAAGUCUGCACCCAACCGCAAGGAUCUCACCAUCUGGAAGAAGGUUCCCAAGACUCGAGAUGGCGAGGAACGUCAGUGGACAGAAUUCUGCCGUAGCAGUGGCUAUCCUAUGGAAGACAUUGAAGAGAUGAUGGGCGAUGAUGAUGAGCUUGGCGUCUGCCCCUGUUGCGGCGAGCCCCAUCCUAGUCUCCUUGACCUUCUCGAGCUCGAUGAGGACGAGCUCUGA